Pollicipes pollicipes is the source of this 378-nucleotide messenger RNA. RefSeq names its product cuticle protein 7-like. The transcript is spliced from 2 exons. Gene Ontology annotation, cellular component: extracellular matrix. The record is from RefSeq and is a predicted model, not a curated record. The annotation marks the transcript as partial. Lineage: Eukaryota; Metazoa; Arthropoda; Thecostraca; Pollicipedomorpha; Pollicipedidae.
AUGGAAAAAUGGCCCAGCUACCACCCUGCCCCGUCCUACAAGCCGGCGCCCCACCACCCGGCCCCGUCUUACAAGCCCGCCCCCUACCACCCUGCUCCGUCUUACAAGCCCGCUUCUUACCACCAGGAGCCCCAGUACAAGGAGGAAGCCAAGCUUUUCGCUUACGACUAUGCUGUCAACGACCACUACUCCGGAGCUAGCUUUGCCAAGAAGGAAGAGAGCGAUGGCCACGACACCCAGGGAUAUUACUCGGUGGCUCUGCCCGACGGCCGUAUCCAGCACGUCAAGUACGUCGCCGACCACUACGGCGGCUACAACGCUGAGGUCACCUACGAGGGAGAAGCCACCUUCUCCGACUACCACCCCGCCCCUGCCUAC